Messenger RNA from Clonostachys solani, 1200 nucleotides. The record is from the annotation of a GenBank genome assembly. Lineage: Eukaryota; Fungi; Ascomycota; Sordariomycetes; Hypocreales; Bionectriaceae.
AUGCAUAUUCUAAUGCACCAUACAACUCCAGGGGGUGUAUCAAGAGCCGGUGUCUUCUCGACGUUAUCCAAUCGUAUGAUCGAUAUCUUUGGUCCUUCAAACUAUGGGCUCGCUGACCUCUACUACGAUGCAACCCUGAUCCGUGUCCCUUAUCGCAAGGGUGUUGUUUGGAAGUGGUACACGUACUGGGGCUCUUUGGUCCUGAAAGGGAGCAAUUGGGCGCGUUGCUGUUUUCCAUGGCCUCGUCAAGUCGCCGCAGGCUUAAUCUACCGCCCCGGUGGAUAUGUCGAUACCGGACCCAGUUACCCCCUUGUGCAUCUUGGCUUUUGGGCCUUGUGGGCGUCACCAGAGGGCUUUGCGGGCUAUGACCAUUAUGGUCACCUGUGGAAAGAAAAAGAAGUGAACGAUUCACAAGAAUCUCAGACCCCAAGAGAACCUGUUCGUGAGGGCGUCCUACAAAGCGUCCUGCAAAGACUCCAAGAAUCAGAUGAAAACCAAAGGACAGAGAUUCUUGUAGUGGGGCAUUCCCUCGGAGGUGCCGUGUCAUGCUUUGCUGCGCUGGAUAUUGUUGCAGAACUGAGAGGCAAUGACAAGUUCCAGAACGUGAAAGUCUUUCAUGCCACCUUUGGCGCACCCCCCGUCGGGACAAACCGUUUCGCCAAAUUCUUUGAAGAGGAAAUGAAGGGCCAUAAGUCAUAUGCGGUAUUCCAUGAGAGAGACAUAGUCGCCAAAUGUUUUGCAUGGUGUGGCUCGAUACCGGUGGUAAAGUACCUAGGCUGGUGGAGUGAUUGGAGCCGCGCGGGAAAAGAAGAGAUUCUUCGAAAACCAGACACUCAAGCAUCGCAUGCCUCGCAACGCGAGAAUGGACUUUCGUUGAAAGAUGGGGCGAAAUCGCUUGGGAUAUUGGUUGGCACCUUGCUUUUUCUCGGAGUCAGCUCGCUCACGACGCCGCUUUCGAUACUCAUAACCCCAGUCUGCUGGUUGGUGGACUGGAAAUAUUACAGUAAACAGAAAAAUCCACCUUCACGUUGGGAGGAUACCAGAAGCGAGGACAAUGGAAAUAUCCAAGCGUUGGGCGAGGACCCAAAUCUGAAUCAGGUGGCGUUGAAAUACCACUCCCGGGAGAAAUAUAUUAAGCUCCUGGAGGACCCUGAUCCGUUUGGAGUUCCGGAACACGAAACACCCUCCGCAGUGGAAUAG